AUGGGAAAUGCAUGUCUUUCCUGCCUCACAGGUCGAUCGAGGGACAGCCUCUACGAACCAAUCAUCGCAGACAGUGAACGCGAAGCUGUAGCAGACCUCUUACAGUAUCUGGAGAACCGAAAUGAGACAGACUUCUUUACCGGCGAGCCCCUUCGGGCACUCAGCACCCUGGUCUACUCGGACAACGUCGACCUCCAGCGAAGUGCCAGUCUGACCUUUGCCGAGAUAACAGAGCGAGAUGUCCGCGAGGUCGACCGAGAUACGCUAGAACCCAUACUCUUCCUGCUUGAGAGCCCAGAUAUCGAGGUCCAGCGGGCUGCCAGUGCUGCCCUGGGUAACCUUGCCGUCAACACCGAGAACAAGGUGUCGAUAGUCAUGCUGGGAGGUCUUGCUCCUUUGAUCCGGCAGAUGAUGUCUACCAACGUCGAGGUGCAGUGCAACGCCGUCGGCUGUAUCACUAACCUAGCUACCCAUGAGGAAAACAAGGCAAAGAUAGCUGGCUCAGGAGCUUUGGGCCCGCUUACCAGACUCGCCAGAUCCAAGGACAUGCGUGUGCAAAGAAAUGCGACUGGCGCUCUCCUCAACAUGACUCACUCGGAUGAAAACAGGCAGCAGCUGGUGCUAGCCGGCGCAAUACCCAUUCUCGUCCAACUGCUUACCUCACCAGAUGUUGACGUCCAGUACUACUGCACUACUGCUCUGAGCAACAUUGCUGUUGAUGCCCUAAACCGGAAGAAGCUUGCGCAGACGGAGUCGCGCCUCGUACAGUCUCUAGUGCAGCUCAUGGACUCGUCUACGCCCAAAGUACAAUGCCAGGCAGCUCUGGCGCUCAGAAACUUAGCCUCAGACGACAAGUAUCAACUAGAGAUUGUCCGUGCUAGAGGACUGCCGCCACUGCUUCGGUUGCUGCAGUCCUCUUACCUUCCGCUCAUCCUCUCCGCGGUGGCGUGCAUUCGCAACAUAUCCAUACACCCAAACAACGAGUCGCCUAUCAUAGACGCCGGUUUCCUCAAGCCACUAGUUGACCUUCUUGGCUCUAUUGACAACGAAGAGAUCCAGUGCCACGCCAUAUCCACUCUGCGUAAUCUUGCUGCAAGCUCCGACAGAAAUAAGGAGCUAGUCUUGGAAGCCGGUGCCGUCCAGAAAUGCAAGGAGCUUGUUCUACAAGUGCCACUGACCGUCCAGUCGGAGAUGACGGCCGCUAUCGCCGUCUUGGCAUUGAGUGACGACCUCAAGAGCCGUCUUUUGAAACUUGGAGUCUUUGAAGUACUUAUCCCUCUAACUGCUUCUGAAAGCAUCGAGGUCCAAGGCAACAGUGCCGCCGCCUUGGGCAAUUUAUCAUCAAAAGUUGGUGACUACUCUAUCUUCGUUCGAGAUUGGACCGAACCCAACGGCGGACUUCACGGCUAUCUAAACAGGUUCCUAGCCAGUGGAGACCCUACAUUCCAACAUAUCGCAAUUUGGACCCUCCUACAGCUGAUUGAGUCUGAAGAUAAACGACUUAUUGGCUUCAUCACUCGCUCAGAGGAUAUAAUACAGCUAGUACGCACGAUCGCAAACAAGAACCUCGAGUCCGACGACGAGGGUGAGGAUGCUGAAGAAGGCACUGCCGAAGUUAUCGCCCUUGCACAGCGAUCCCUGGAACUACUCGGCUUCGACUCCAAGCAUAGCUGA
This is a messenger RNA of Nannizzia gypsea CBS 118893, 1674 nucleotides long. RefSeq names its product vacuolar protein 8. Gene Ontology annotation, cellular component: fungal-type vacuole membrane. Gene Ontology annotation, molecular function: protein-membrane adaptor activity; protein binding. Gene Ontology annotation, biological process: nucleus-vacuole junction assembly; vacuole inheritance. The record is from RefSeq and is a predicted model, not a curated record. Lineage: Eukaryota; Fungi; Ascomycota; Eurotiomycetes; Onygenales; Arthrodermataceae. Bases 1 to 1674 code for a protein of 557 amino acids. The transcript has 7 exons.